This is a messenger RNA of Nymphaea colorata (pocket water lily), 1026 nucleotides long. Its product is annotated as NDR1/HIN1-like protein 6. Bases 216 to 887 code for a protein of 223 amino acids. The transcript is spliced from 2 exons. NCBI's taxonomy places the organism in Eukaryota, Viridiplantae, Streptophyta, Magnoliopsida, Nymphaeales, Nymphaeaceae. The record is from RefSeq and is a predicted model, not a curated record. Gene Ontology annotation, cellular component: plasma membrane.
CCCUCCCUCUCUCUCUCUCUCUCUACUGUUCAUCUAUCACCAUUCACCGGAUACCUGGUUUUCACAACUCCAAAAGAAGCCAAGUAUUCUCUCGCUCUCUCUCGUGCCAUAAGGAACGACGCAGGACUGAAUUUCUACACUGAUCCACCUCCCAAGCAUUGGUGGGAGUCCCCCAUGCUCCUAGACAACAGCAUCAACCACCACCGCCGCCACCAAUGUCACGGAAUCUACCAGAAGAAGACCCCGCCCUGAGCGCAGCGCCGCAGCUUCGCAAUCACAGCAGCAGCUGCUGUUGCCGCUGCUGUUGUUGCUGCUGCUACUGCCUCUUCUUCAUCCUCUUCGUCAUCCUCGUCCUCGUUGUCUUGCUCGCUGCCGUGUUCGGCCUCUUCUACCUGUGGUACAGGCCAGUCCUCCCGGCCUUCCACCUCCAAGAACUCACCGUCAAGGACCUCGCCAUCGACCCCAAGCCGGACAAGUCCUCACUGUCCGCGAACGUGACCGUCCGAGUGCAGGCUACCAACAGGAACAAGAAGUUGCAUCUCUGCUACAGGGACUUCCGGUGCUGGGUCACGGCAGCCGGAGGGGUCAGGUUCGGGGAAGGGUCGGCGCCGGGUUUAACGCAGCAGGACGGCAACGUCACCGUUAUAGACCUCCAGGCGGCCGUGCAGGCGACUACUGUUGACAGAAACGUCGGAGAGAGCAUUGAGAAGGGGGUGGCCGCCAAGACAUUGGCCGUGGCGGUGGAGCUCCGGACGGCCGUGGGGACGAGGGUCGGGGACGUGAACACCAAGCAGCUGCCCAUCAGGUUGAUAUGCGGCCCGGCCACGAUCAAGCAAUUGGACGGUGGCGAUGCACCCAAGUGCAAGAUCCGGUUGUUCGGUUGGUGAUUCGGGUCGACACUACAUCUCAUGGACCCGGAUCCAGAACCUAACAAUAUCUCGCAGGUUAAUAUUGAGUUAGUUCACGAAGAAGCUACGCAUAUUUAGAAUUUAUAAAAGAUUUUCAUAAAUGUAAAGAAAUAGAUUG